CUUUCGUAUUCAUUUAAUCUUAAAAACACACACGCAAUGGAAAGAACACUAGCCUUUUUAUGUGUUUCUUUGAUCUGCCUAAGUCUCUCGGUUUCACCUGUAGACGCCUACGGUAGAAGCCAACUUCGGUUUAAUUCAAAUGGCCGGUUUAAAAUUCUGCAAGUGUCAGAUAUGCACUACGGUUUUGGCAAAGAGACGCAAUGCUCAAACGUAACACCGGAAGAAAGUCCUUACUGCUCUGAUCUCAACACCACCUCCUUCAUACAACGCACUAUCGCUUCCGAGAAACCCGAUCUCAUCGUCUUCUCCGGAGACAACGUAAAUGGAAUGUGCGAGUCGGGUGACGCGGCGAAAUCAAUGGACAUGGCAUUUGCUCCGGCGAUCGAAGCGAAGAUUCCAUGGGUGGCCAUUCUUGGGAAUCACGACCAAGAAUCAGACAUGACAAGAGAAACAUUGAUGAAGUACAUCGUGAAAAUGCCUUACACGUUGUCUGAAGUUAACCCUUUCGGUUCUUGGCUAUAUCCCAUCGAUGGCUUCGGGAACUACAAUCUACAAAUCGAGGGUCCUUUUGGGUCGCCUCUCUUCUUUAAAUCCCUUCUCAAUCUUUAUAUGCUUGAUGGUGGAGAUUACGUUAAACUCGAUGGGUUUGCUUUUAGUUAUGAUUGGGUUAAGUCCUCUCAAGUGAACUGGUAUGAGCACGCUUCCAAAUGGCUAGAGAUGGAACACAAGAAAUGGCCAUUUCCACAGAAUAGUACGGCACCGGGGUUGGUUUACCUCCACAUUCCAGUACCCGAAUUCAAACAGUUCAGCACACCGUCAUAUGGAGUGACUGGAGUGAGACAAGAACAGACAUCUUCUCCACCUAUCAACUCAGGUUUAUUCACCAAACUUGUCGAAAGAGGUGAGGUCAAAGGUGUUUUCAGCGGUCACGACCACGUUAACGACUUCUGUGCCACACUUAAUGGAGUCAACCUUUGUUACGCUGGUGGUGCCGGGUAUCAUGGGUACGGAAAGACUGGAUGGGCAAGGAGAGUAAGAGUAGUUGAAGCUCAGCUUGAGAAGACUAAGUAUGGAAGGUGGGGAGCCGUUGAUAAAAUUACAACGUGGAAACGACUCGAUGAUAAGAAUCAUUCUUUGAUUGACACUCAACUUCUUUGGUCCAAGAACACAAGUAAGUAA
Molecule: messenger RNA, 1179 nt
Organism: Raphanus sativus (radish)
Lineage: Eukaryota; Viridiplantae; Streptophyta; Magnoliopsida; Brassicales; Brassicaceae
Product: probable inactive purple acid phosphatase 14
Exons: 4
Coding region: 37-1179 (380 amino acids)
Cellular component (GO): cytoplasm
Molecular function (GO): hydrolase activity, acting on ester bonds
Source: RefSeq, a predicted model, not a curated record